Talaromyces rugulosus is the source of this 1188-nucleotide messenger RNA. RefSeq lists its product as uncharacterized. Lineage: Eukaryota; Fungi; Ascomycota; Eurotiomycetes; Eurotiales; Trichocomaceae. The record is from RefSeq and is a predicted model, not a curated record. Bases 1 to 1188 code for a protein of 395 amino acids. The transcript has 4 exons. Gene Ontology annotation, molecular function: oxidoreductase activity.
AUGGCCUCCGUCUCUUCACAGCCAACCGCUCCCCACGAGCUCCUGGGCCCUAUCGACCUCGCCCUCUUCCCCGACGGCCUCAAGACUACCGGACAGCACGAGCCGCUGGAGGAAUUUGUGCAACCCUUUGACCGCUAUCCCAAGGAGAUUACAGGCUCGACGGCAUGGCAGCCCGAGGAUUUCAAGGAUCAGCCUGAGAAGUGGACGCACCGCUUCACGCCGGCCGAAGUCGACGAGCUGAGUGCUACAGCCGAUGCGUUUAUUGCCGCGGGGACACAGUUGACUGGUAUCUCCAAGGACAACUUCCCUCUCCCGAACCUGGGCCCGUUCCUACUCCAUCUACGCGAGGAGCUCCUCCACGGCCGCGGAUUCAUUCUGUUCAAGGGCUUGCCUGUGACUGAAUGGGGCAAUGCCAAAUCUGCCGUGGCGUACAUGGGCCUGGGCACGUACCUGGGCUACUUUGUGAGCCAGAACAGCCGCGGACAUGUGCUGGGCCAUGUCAAGGAUUUGGGCGAGGACUCGACGCAGAUUGACAAGGUGCGCAUCUACCGCACCAACGCGAGACAAUUUUUCCACGCCGACGACUCCGACAUUGUCGGUCUGCUGUGCAUUGCGCGCGCCCUCGAAGGCGGCGAGUCUGACCUGGCCUCGUCGCACAGCGUCUACAACGUGCUUUCCCGCGAAAGACCAGACGUGCUCAAGACUCUGACCGAGCGUAUAUGGUACUUUGACCGCAAAGGGGAAACGUCGCGCGGCCAGCAAGAGUAUAUCCGCACGAGCGUCAUGUACCUGGAGCGGGGGGAGAACCCACGAGUAUAUACCAAAUUCGACCCGUAUUUCGUCCGCUCCCUCACCCGCUUCUCGGACAAGGGCAUCAUCCCCCCGCUCUCCGCCGAGCAGGUAGAAGCCCUGCACGUGCUUGAAGAAACAUGCCAGCGUCUCGCGCUGCACAUGGUGCUCGAGGUCGGCGAUAUCCAGUUCCUCGCAAACUCGCACAUUUUGCACUCGCGCACGGAGUACAAGGAUUAUGCGCCGCCGGCGCCGCGGCGUCAUUUGAUGAGGUUGUGGUUGGCAACGCCGGAGAGUGAAGGUGGUUGGAAGUUGCCGUAUUGGGAUAGUGAUGAGAAGAAGAGGGGAGGGAUUCAGGUGGAUGAUCAGCCGCCGGUGGCGCCGUUGGAUGCGGAGUGA